GCCCCUGGAACUAUAUUGUAUCAUCCCAAGAUGGUGGCGCACAGGCCAAAAAUUUCCCUCCCAAUGUUGAUUUGUUGAUUUUCUGUAUGUUUUAGCCCCUCUCCUCCAUGUCUAGGAGAUGACAACGUUGUGGAGAAGUUUGGCGUGCCCUUUGUGUCAAAGGAUCCGACUCAUCUCCCACAAUGUGGGAUAUUUGGCGCCAUUCGCUAGCAGACGACAUGCAAGCUCAAAGUCACCUGAGAACCAUGCUGGACAGAUUGACAUGUCACAGUUUCCAGUGGAGAACAUCAGGAAUUUCAGUAUCAUAGCACACGUGGACCACGGCAAGAGCACACUGGCUGACAGACUACUGGAGAUCACAGGAACCAUCUCCCAGGAGGCAUCGAACAAGCAGGUGUUAGACAAGCUGCAGGUGGAGAGGGAGCGGGGCAUCACGGUGAAGGCACAGACAGCGUCCAUGGUCCAUCAGUACCAGGGCAAAACCUACCUGCUCAACCUGAUCGACACACCGGGUCAUGUAGAUUUUAACUAUGAGGUGUCCAGGUCCCUGGCUGCCUGUCAGGGAGUGCUGCUAUUGGUGGAUGCUAAUCAGGGAGUACAGGCCCAAACUGUUGCAAACUUUUACCUGGCGUUUGAGGCAGAGUUAGCCAUCAUACCAGUCAUUAACAAGAUAGAUCUUAAACAGGCGGAUGUAGAGUCCACUGAAGAACAGAUGAGACGACUCUUUGAUUUUAAAAAUGAGGAUUUAUUUAAGAUAUCAGCCAAACUAGGGAUAAAUUGUGAAGAAAUUCUGGAUGCAGUGAUCCAGAGAAUACCACCGCCUAAGUCUGAUCCCAGCAAACCCUGGAAGGCCCUCCUGUUUGACUCCACGUACAACCACUUCCGCGGGGCUGUGACCAACGUGGCUGUUAUAGAUGGGAAGGUGCAGCAGGGGGACAAGAUCAGCUCUGCCCACAACAGCAAGGUGUACGAGGUGCAGGAACUGGGGAUCAUGAGCCCGGACUACCAGUCUACUCAGGAACUACAUGCUGGACAGGUAGGUUACCUGAUAGCUGGGAUGAAGUCUAUCCAGGAGGCCAGGAUAGGCGACACCUUACACCUGUCCUCCUCACCUGUGGAACCACUCCCUGGCUUCAAACCUGCCAAACCCAUGGUGUUUGGUGGAAUCUUCCCCAUGGAGCAGUCAGAAUACCGUGACCUAAAGGUUGCUGUGGACAGGUUGACCUUAAAUGACUCCAGUGUAACUGUGGCUAAGGACAGCAGCCCUGCCCUGGGCCUGGGGUUCAGGCUAGGCUUCCUGGGGCUGCUGCACAUGGAGGUCUUCAACCAGAGACUGGAGCAGGAGUACAACGCUACUGCCAUAGUCACAACCCCAAGUGUUCCAUGUAAAGCUCGUCUGAGCAGUGAGAAACUCAUCAAACAGUACAAGACAGACGAGAUCACCAUCUUCAGUCCAGCAGAGUUCCCAGAGAAGAGAGAUGUCACAGAGUACCUGGAGCCUAUCGUCAUGGGAACCAUCAUCACACCAGACGUUCACCUCAACAAGAUAUUCAGCCUCUGUGAGGCCAAAAGAGGAGAACAGGUGGAUUUUACCUACAUUGAUGCGUCACGAGUGCUGCUGAAGUACAAGCUGCCACUCAACGAGAUUGUGGUGGACUUUUACGACCUUCUCAAGUCCAUCACUUCAGGCUAUGCAAGUUUUGAUUACGAGGAUCACAGCUAUGAACCAUCAGAUCUGGUCAAGCUGGAUGUCCUUCUCAAUGGUCAAGUCAUCAAUGAACUGUCCACCAUUGUGCACAAAGACAAGGCCUACCCAGUGGGGAAGACUCUUGCCUCUAAACUGAAGGAUGUCAUCCCCAGACAGCUGUAUGAGGUCGUCAUUCAGGCAGCCUUGGGAAACAAAGUCAUAGCCAGGGAAACGAUAAGGGCCUAUAAGAAGAAUGUGUUGGCAAAAUGUUACGGCGGAGACAUCUCCAGAAAGAUGAAACUUCUUAAGAGGCAGGCGGAAGGAAAGAAGAGGAUGAAGAAAAUUGGAAAUGUGGAUAUUCCAAAAGAUGCUUUCAUAUCUGUACUAAAAAGAUGACACCACUUGAUAUAGAUGUAGGAUACACUGCCUGAAUAUUCUUCACUGGGUCCAUUCAGACAAAGGCUUUGUUGUUCCUGAGAUGAAUUUUAUUGAUUUCAUUGUUAAUUUAAAAGUGCACCAUAUUGCAACAUGCAGUGCUGUAAUAUAUACAUGGAGCAUUAUCAGUAAAAGAUUUACACUAAACCAAGACAUUUCAAGGAGCCAUUAAGGCACAAGUAAAACUUCAUAUGCUGCCUGCUAUAGUAUAGUUAGAAGUAAAAAAUAUACAUAAUG
Branchiostoma floridae (Florida lancelet) is the source of this 2359-nucleotide messenger RNA. RefSeq names its product translation factor Guf1, mitochondrial-like. Gene Ontology annotation, molecular function: GTPase activity; GTP binding; mitochondrial ribosome binding. Gene Ontology annotation, cellular component: mitochondrion. Gene Ontology annotation, biological process: positive regulation of translation. The transcript has 17 exons. The coding region runs from base 119 to 2083 and encodes 654 amino acids. Lineage: Eukaryota; Metazoa; Chordata; Leptocardii; Amphioxiformes; Branchiostomatidae. The record is from RefSeq and is a predicted model, not a curated record.